Alosa sapidissima (American shad) is the source of this 2238-nucleotide messenger RNA. RefSeq names its product cytochrome P450 2K1-like. Gene Ontology annotation, molecular function: heme binding; iron ion binding; oxidoreductase activity, acting on paired donors, with incorporation or reduction of molecular oxygen, reduced flavin or flavoprotein as one donor, and incorporation of one atom of oxygen. Gene Ontology annotation, cellular component: intracellular membrane-bounded organelle; cytoplasm. The record is from RefSeq and is a predicted model, not a curated record. NCBI's taxonomy places the organism in Eukaryota, Metazoa, Chordata, Actinopteri, Clupeiformes, Clupeidae. The transcript is spliced from 9 exons. Gene Ontology annotation, biological process: xenobiotic metabolic process. The coding region runs from base 697 to 2211 and encodes 504 amino acids.
UGUAUAUAAUUUGGUCUGUGGGGUAUUAUAAGUUGUGUGUGGGGUAACCUACAUUUGCCACUGGUGCUUCAGAUGUGAACACUUUAGCUAAGCAAGAUUUACUUCAAAUGUGUUACUUUCAUUGAUAUAGGCUAGGCCUAUUAUACAAUGAUUGUUUUACAAAUUAUGCCUGAAUGUUCUCUUCAUCGAAAGUUCUUUUCCAUCUACACUCAAAUAUCAAGCAUGAUUUUAAUGCAUAUGCAAAGGCCAAUCAUUCUGAUACUGGGUGAUUCCUAAUAUAAGACAUGUUGAAGCUUUUGAGAACACUGUUGUUGUUUUACAACUUUUAUUGGUGUCUUAUUGCUUCCCAAGCCUGCCUCUGAAUCUUUACCUCUCUAUUAUCAGUACUCGACCAGGAAUACAGCAUAUUCAGAAUACAAGAACAUAGGCUACUCAGUAUCAACAUGGAGAGACACAUGCAUUGCAAUUUGCAAAUGAUUUUUAGCCUUAGGAAAAUAUUGCAAACAUUCUCAUGCUAUCUGUGUUUAUAACCCUUUGUGAAGUUAAUUGUUGAUCUAUUAAACAUGACUGUUAAACCAGCAGUUAGGCUACCGGUACUCAACAAAACUGCUUUCAUCUGAUUAUUCUGUAGGAAUUUUGAGAGACUAAAACUUCACUUUUGUAGACUGUCAUCUGUGAAGCUCUACUUGUACAUAAAUGGCUGUACUCGAGGGAAUUCUCCAGAUAUCUGGCACAUUCCCUCUGCUGAUUGCGGUGCUGUGGCUGCUGUUUGUCUACCUGCACUUCUCUGGCGGGAGGGGCCCAGAGGAAGGGAAGGAGCCUCCGGGCCCCAAAGCAUUGCCCUUCCUGGGUAACCUGCUGCAGCUGGAUCUGAAGCAACCCUAUAGGACACUUUGUGAGCUCUCCAAGAAGUAUGGGUCCGUCUUUACCAUUCACCUUGGUCCUAAGAAAGUGGUUGUCUUAUCAGGAUACAAGACUGUGAAGCAGGCACUUGUGAACCAUGCAGAGGAGUUUGGAGACAGAGAUAUCACCCCUCUAUUUCAUGAUAUAAACAAAGGGCAUGGGAUCCUGUUUGCCAAUGGAGACAGCUGGAAAGAAAUGCGGCGCUUUGCCCUCACGAACAUGCGGGACUUUGGGAUGGGCAAGAAAGGGAGCGAGGAGAAGAUCAUAGAAGAGACUCAAAGCCUAAAAGAUGUGUUCGAAAAAUUCAACGGUGUGGCAUUUGACACAACACAGCCAGUGAACUACGCCGUCUCCAAUAUCAUCUGUGCCAUUGUGUACGGCAGGAGAUUUGAGUACGACGACCCCAAGUUUAGGGCCAUGGUCAAAAGAGCCAAUGAUAACAUUCGGCUCACAGGCUCUCCUUCAGUACAGCUCUACAAUAUGUUCCCGUGGUUAAAGCCGUGGGUAAGGAACCUGAAACAGAUACUGAUGAACGCUGAGGUCCAUGAGGAGGAGAUGAAGAGGAUCAUCAGAGAUCUCCAGGACACGCUCAACCCUCAGGAGCUGCGAGGCUUCGUCGACUCCUUCCUCGUCCGCAAGCAGAGUGCCGAGGAGUCUGGCCAAAUGGACUCCCUGUUUCACGAGAAGAACCUCAUCUACUGCGUGACCAACCUGUUUGCAGCUGGCACAGACACCAGCGGAACCACUCUGCGCUGGGGGCUGCUGCUCAUGGCCAAGUACCCCCACAUACAGGAGAGAGUCCAUGAGGAGAUUGAUCGGGUGAUUGGUGGACGCCAGCCUACAAUUGGGGACAGGAAGAGCCUGCCCUACACGGACGCCGUGAUCCACGAGAUCCAGAGAGUCGCCAACAUCGUGCCUUUAAGUCUCCCUCACACCACCAGCUGUGAUACUAACUUUCAGGACUUCUUCAUCAAAAAGGGCACCACUGUGAUUCCUCUGCUCACCUCCGUGUUGAGGGAUGAAUCUGAAUGGGAAAAACCUGACACAUUUCACCCAGAACACUUCCUGGACGACCAGGGCCAGUUUGUUAGGAGGGACGCUUUCCUUCCGUUUUCUGCAGGUCGCAGGGCGUGUUUGGGCGAGAGUCUGGCCAGGAUGGAACUCUUCCUCUUCUUCACAUCUCUUCUUCAACGCUUCCGUUUCACUCCUCCUCCUGGCGUCUCCGAGGACGAGCUGGCCCUCACAGCGGUUUUAGGAAUCACCCUCAACCCCUCUCCCCAUAAGCUGUGUGCAGUGACUCGCUGCUGAGUUCUUCAAUCACAUCCACGUGUAAAA